Orbicella faveolata is the source of this 4034-nucleotide messenger RNA. Its product is annotated as attractin-like protein 1. Lineage: Eukaryota; Metazoa; Cnidaria; Anthozoa; Scleractinia; Merulinidae. Gene Ontology annotation, molecular function: protein binding. Gene Ontology annotation, cellular component: Golgi apparatus. The record is from RefSeq and is a predicted model, not a curated record.
CUUGUAAUAUCACUGGUAACAGAGGACACUGGAUUCAACAUUCCUCAAAAGGCCAAGACCUAAUACAAGGUCGGGCAUCUCAUGCAUCAGCUUUGCUGGGUGACUAUAUGUGGGUGUUUGGAGGCUAUUCACUAGGCUCAGAGCCUUUUGAUAACUUCGUCAGAUAUCACAUUCCAAGUGACAGUUGGGAAGUAGUGUCACCUUCUAUCAAUUCUAGUGGAAGUCCAUCUGGGCGUUAUGGUCACUCAAUGAUUGGUCAUAAUUCAUCCUUGUAUGUGUUUGGUGGUAGAAAGGAGAAAAAGGCCACCAGUGAACUUUGGUCUUUUGACACAUGGACAUUACUUUGGCGUUUGUUACCCAGUCAAGGUGAUUCACCUCUGUCUGUUGCUGGACACACGGCAACUCUUGUGGACUCUAAAAUGAUUAUCCUUUUUGGUUAUGGUCCAGAGAGGGGCUACACAGAUAAAGUUCAAGAAUAUGAUCUAGAGACUAGCAGGUGGACUGUAUACGAUACCCCCACAGACAUCAUAGGACCAACAUAUGGACAUAGCAGUGCUUAUGAUCCCGUGAAAAAACUAAUAUACGUUCAUGGUGGAUUUACUUCAUAUGGCUCAAAAGAUGAACCUUCCACAGAAUUGACUGUCUAUAAUCCCAUAACAAGAGUUUGGAAAUCCCUUAAACGUAGCAGUGUACCUCGUUACCUCCAUUCAGCCAUUUUACUUGGUAAAGUCAUACUUGUGUUUGGUGGUAAUUCACACAAUGGCACGGCACAGUUACAGUCUAUGUUGCCCUGCUUUUCUAUGGAUUUUCUUGCAUAUGACAUAGACUGUGAUGAGUGGCAUAGAAUGAAUGAGUCAGGAAGUCUGAAAGAUGCUGGGCGAUAUGGUCAUACUGCCUUACUAGUCAACAGAACCAUGUAUGUGUUUGGAGGAUUUCAAGGAAUUGUUCUCAGUGAUGUGUUGUCGUUCACUCCAGCCCCAUGUGAUUUGAUUGAUGAUAAGGCAACAUGUCAAGUGCACUUCAAUUCAUCUGACUGUGUGUGGAAUGACUCCACUUCUUCAUGUCUUGGACCAGAACGUUGUGUUCAACCAAAGAUCUCAGCUGAUGAAAAAUGCUUUGAACUUGGUAAGAGUUGUAGAAGCUGUACAUCCAGUAUACAUGGCUGCUCAUGGUGCAAUGGCAUCUGUGUAAAGGGUAAUUGCCCCACAUCACAGAAAAAAGUAGAUUCUCCUGAUAACUGCCCAAAAAAAGGGAAGGAAGUUUCAACACCUGACUGUGAUGGUCUGUGUGAGGAGCGCUUGUGCCACAAUUUGAGCUCGUGUGAUGACUGUACCUCGAAAAGACGUUGCAUGUGGUGUGAGUCAGAGAAACAGUGUGUAGCUACCACUGCCUAUGCUGUUAAUUUUCCCUUUGGACAGUGCCGCGGCUGGGUCCAGAGUCAGUGUUCAGCUGUGAAAUGUUCUGGAUUGAAGACUUGUGAUGACUGUCACACGUUGCCUGAGUGUGGCUGGUGUGAUGAUGGUUCAGAGACUGGUUUGGGCCAGUGUAUGGAGGGAGGUGACGAUGGUCCUUUCACCAAACCAACAAACGCCUCAUUAAACCAAUGCCCAAUAAACCGCUGGUACUUCAUAGAGUGUCCAGAUUGCCAGUGUAAUGGACAUAGCAAAUGCAUCAACAAAAACAUCUGUAAGAAGUGCGAGCAUCACACAGACGGGCCGCACUGCGAGACUUGCGCAUCUGGUUAUUUUGGUGAGGCCAAAAAUGGUGGAACAUGUAAAGGGUGUAAUUGUAAUGGCCACGCCGAGACAUGUGACGUGGUGACUGGAACCUGUGAAUGUUUAACCCGCUGGGUCACUGGAGAACACUGUGAGAGUUGUGAUGAGCGGGAAAAUGAUGCAGACAUCAUUGGUAACGCUACAAAUGGCGGCCAUUGUUAUAAUAAACUUGAACGUAAUUAUGAGUACACGUUUAAUGUGUCCAACAAGACAAGAAUCAGUUUCCUGAACGUUCCAGAAAAGGAUGACGUUGACGUAGAGGUUACUGUGGAGAUUAAGAGCGGCGAUUCUGCUUUUCUGAAUCUGUCAAUCAGCUCAGAUGUCCAAGAAGAAGUAACGCUCGUGUCGUUUCAACGAAUAGGCGUCUUCAAACAAACGUUUUCACACGAAGCCUUCAACUUUGGUGAUCCUGACCGAUUUACUUUUAAAGUGCACGUUUUUGAUAUCAAAGGAUUCAUCAGCCUUAAAAUUUCCUUUAUCCAGAAGCCGUUUCUAAUUCUCAGCUUCUUCAUCACGUUUUUUGCUUGUUUCUUCUCGCUUUUGUUCGUAGUGGCUUUGGCAUGGAAGAUCAAAGUGAAGUAUUCAAACUACGUUAUGGCAAGGCAACGAGUUGAAGACAUGAAACUGAUGGCCAGUCGACCGUUUGCUAAAGUCUGUUUGGCUUUCUCAGAUCACAAUGAAAGAAAAACGUGCAAGAAACCAUCUUCUGCUAUCGUUCUUCAGCCAAUGGAAAACCAGAACGCUAGUGUAGGAGUGUUCAUGAUGAGACUUCCGGUUGCAGAUGACGGCUUCGCACCUAUUGGUCAGAUCGGCCUAUGCUGUGCAACAGCGCUAGGGACGCGCGGUGAUCCUGCUCCCCAGUCCCACUCUUCGCACGUUGCCGUAAGAACAGUGGUCAAGAGAUCCAGUAUGGUGAAGUCAUGCUGUUUAUAAGAAAAACAUAAUGAUAACCUUGUGUUUGACGAAUCGUGCUCGGGGCAAAAUGCUCAACGGGCCGUUCUUCGCGAAAGCCGAAAGGUAUCUGGAGGAUUCUCCGAAGUACCUGUUUAAUCACAGCAGAAAAUUAUGCUAAGAACACCAAAGGCCCAGUGAGGAAAUGGCUCCGAUCUUGAUCUCCUCUUUUAGGCACGUAUGCGAGCCAUAAAACGUUGAGAGAGAAUUAUUUCAACGUACGAGUAAUGAUAUACCCACAACCCUUUAUUCUCCUCAAUCACUGUAAUUAGUUUUGUUGAUAAUUCUAUUUAAAUUGGAAAACGUCAAAUGUUAGGGUUGGCCUUUCAACGAGCUACUUGAUUGGCUCGUAAAACAUAGCUAACACGUUUUUAAGUGCUACAUGUUGUCGAGGGCUAUUGCAUUUCUGAGCUUUCUGAUUGGUGUACACAUUUCAGUAUACAGCGAUAACACCUCUGCAAACCAAACUUGGUAGAAUAGAUGCGUUUCAUGUGUACCAUUGUAUUCGUCGAGACAAAGAAUUAAGAAUAUAGAAUGUAAAGAGCAUUUGUCCGUAAAAAAAAUUGAAAGAUUUGUUUUCAGAUAAGCCUGUAGAAUAAUUUGUGAAAACUUGCCUGAAAAGUUGUAAAGCCAAGAGAAUUCUUAGCGAAAUACAGGAAGACAGAUCACAGGUAGCGUGUCGCAGUACAGUGCGUUUAAGUUGUUGAGAAGUUAAAUUACUUUUUUUUUGUUUUCGUAUUAUAACUAGGUACAUUUGGCGAAGCCAGAAUGGAGAAUAAUAUGACCGUUGGGUAAUGGAACUGUUUUCUAAGUUAGGUCUUAUUAUAAAGAUAAAUGAGAAGCUACCACUUGGGGCUGAUGAACCAACGUUUUCACUUUUGAUAAUGUGUCAGUUUUUUGUAAUAAUUAAUUUCGUUUCUCAGGUAUUAGGAAACGAUGUUAUACUGCGAUGUUCUCUUUUCUGAUUUCUAAGCUUUAUUGGAGAUAAGCUUGGUUUUACAGGUUUGUCUCGAUUUAAAGUGGGAAAGGUCGAGCUGUAUUUAGUUUUAUCAUUCUUUCUCGCUUUCUCCUGUCACAAGCUCCAGUUCAAGAGGUCUGACACAACUUGCUCGUCCUCGGUCUUUUCUUGUGAGAAAAAAAGUAGCUCCCGAGGAAUGAUAGGAAGGAAGUAUCUGUCGCGUCUUUAUAGGCGACUCGGAACGAGCCGACUGAUGCAAACACUGAAAACCCGCAUCCCCUAGUGCCAAUCCUCUAUCUGAGUUUUUCAGUGUGGACUCUUGUGCUUGCGCUUAUGUUUGUGACGCUGGC